Molecule: messenger RNA, 1445 nt
Organism: Blastomyces dermatitidis ER-3
Lineage: Eukaryota; Fungi; Ascomycota; Eurotiomycetes; Onygenales; Ajellomycetaceae
Exons: 1
Coding region: 166-1368 (400 amino acids)
Source: RefSeq, a predicted model, not a curated record
UUUUUUUUUUCAUUAAACCUUCCGCAAUCACUACUUUUUCUCUUAUCUGAGGUAUAAAACGUCUCGCGAGCUGCAUCGCUGAACUGCAGAAGGAACCUGACGAAAAGCAACUGUUUUGAAAGCUUUGAUCGCGGGAAAAGAUUGAUUCAAAGGGGGGGUAAACAAAUGCCUCCAAGAAUGCGAGCUACUGCAGGAUUGUUGGAUACACCUGCAAGCAACAUGGAUAUGGAUGAAGAAUACGGGCAGGAUACACCUACUCCCAUGCCGAGGGGGGGUGAAAUGGGAUCUCAAACUGGAGGUCAAAUGAAUGAAAACGCCAUGAUUCGAAUGAUGAUGGAUUAUAUGGAGAAACAGGACAAACGAAUGGAAAUGCUCAUACAAAAGCUAGGGAGCAACUCAAGCUCUCUGUCAACUACUCAGGACCCUAUUAGUGAGUAUCGAAAGGAUGCCAAAGCCAAGCUGGAAGGAAAGCAUGUAAUCAUUCUCAACGGAUCCGUCAACUACUUGGAAUGGAAGAGUUCAAUCCUUGCGGAUGCUCAUCUUAUUCAGGCAAAAGAUGUUCUUAUCAAGGGAGAAACAGUGCCUCCUACCACAGUGCCUCUGGAUAUUGAGCUUUGGAAUCGGAAAAAUGAGCUUCUCUAUACCCGGAUUUUCCAAUCUUUGAACGCCACUGUACGCGAUUCUCUGGGACCAUUGGAUGAAGAUGCCUAUCUUGCUGCCACUAUAUGGAAGAAUCUCGCUCGACGCUAUGCUAUAUCUCGCGCAGAAGAACGCCUUCUAACCACUAAAAAGAUGAGAGAUUUACGCCUCAAGAACAGCGAUUUCCACACCUAUCUUGCGAAUUUCCGAGACCUUAAGGCAAAGCUGGUAUCUCUGGGGGAAAACUGGGCUGAGUGUACCUAUCAUGAUCUAUUCAUUCUAGGAUUGGGGGAUUGGCAACAGGAAUUCAUUAGAAUGAAGCUGGAUGAAUUCUAUGCUACUAAACAGGGCCCUAUUCAGAAUCUGAACCUUGAUGAUUUGAUGGAUCAACUGGCCACGCGAGCCACCACCAACAUGCCUGCUACUAUCACUCGUCCUUCCACUGCGAGCCCUGUCACUGAACGAUUUGAUGAACGCCAGUGCCACUACUGCGACAAUACUGGCCAUAUCAUCAAAUACUGCUGGUUUAAGAACCCGAACCUCGCGAAUGCUGAAUGGAAGGAGCGUAACAAGGAACGUAUCGAGGCAUUGAAGACAGCAAAGGAUAAGAAGAAUAAGGAUAAAGAUGAUAUUCUCAUGAGCCAGCCAGGCCAUGGAUUCUUUGCAGGAGUUUCCCCGGAUGUCUAUGAACUUAUGAAGGAUCAACCAAGUUAUUCACAAGAUGGAUAAGGAUAUGAUGAAUAUGACAGAUGAAUAAGAUGGAUUUGAUUUCAUGUAUCAGACCUAGUCCUAAUGAGGAAACUAGG